Drosophila rhopaloa is the source of this 1332-nucleotide messenger RNA. RefSeq lists its product as uncharacterized. Gene Ontology annotation, molecular function: ribosome binding. The transcript has a single exon. Lineage: Eukaryota; Metazoa; Arthropoda; Insecta; Diptera; Drosophilidae. Gene Ontology annotation, biological process: protein insertion into mitochondrial inner membrane from matrix; inner mitochondrial membrane organization. Gene Ontology annotation, cellular component: mitochondrial inner membrane. The record is from RefSeq and is a predicted model, not a curated record. Bases 124 to 1209 code for a protein of 361 amino acids.
CAAAAUUCAACGCAGAGUAUAGCUUAAAAUUGGGAGGCACACGGAAACACAACUAUUUUUCUCCGGGGCACAAACGACGAUAUCGGAGACAAACAUGCAAAGUGCCCCACUCUAAGAGUCGCGAUGCUAUUAAAAAUUCUACGUAAAUAUGGCACAUUGAACCACUUGGUCGGCAACCACCAUCCCCAUAGUCCCCAUUCCCAAUAUCCGCGUUCCCAUCGGAUAUCGGGAUGCGGAUGUGGAUGCAGAUGCGGAUGUGGAUUGGGAUCCGGAUGUGGGGACUUCCCCGGCGAUCGCCGUAAAUUACACGACUGGGAUCGCCAAAGUGCGGCGCACGACCAGCGCCGGAAGAUCAUCCCGAAACUGGUCUACCUGCACAAUCCGUGGAAGUACCUGGUGACCAAGUUCAAUCUGUGGAAGCUGAAGUGGCUGUGGGAUCGGGACUUCAGCGAGCCGGACUUCUUGGAGGGCGCCAAGCAGGCGGCCAUUGUGAUGACGGACAUCAUCCGCCAGCAGAGUGCGGAGAAGAUCAGCGAGUACACGACUCCGGUGGGAUUCCAGCAGAUCACCCGGGACAUGCUGCUCUCACGGAACGACACCCGCCUCCAGUUGGUUAGGUUCGAGCGGGAACACCUGCGACGAGCGAUUCCCAUGAAGGUGGCCACGCGGCAGAAUUUCGGCAGGAAGUACGCCUUCAUAGACAUGCUCUUUGUUGGCCUGCGGAACACCAAGGACUUCGACACGGCCACGGAGGUGGUGGAGGUCAGCGAGAUUAUCCGCCGGAUGGACAACGAGCUCAAGACCCCGCCGGAAGUGGUGGCAGUCCCUCAUCGGAUCGUAUUCGCCGAGAUCUUCAUUCGUUUCAGAAGGGACUACACGGCCGACACGAGAAGAGGGUUUAAUGCAACUAACCAGCAAUCCAAGAAUUUCCCCUUCAACGCGCCCUUCAAUGCACCCACAUCUACGUCGGCUAUCGCCAAUGCCAAGCCAUCCCAACAAUCCUUCAUACAAUCAGCAAUGGAUCCCAUGAGAUCCACCCAGAAUCCGGCCACGGCGGCUCUUCCACAAACCGGAAGAAUCAUACCUCGCAUGGACGAUGUGGGCUGGUCGGUGUCCUUCUACAAGAUCCUCACCUUCGACGUCCUCAACUACGAUCCGCAGUCCAGGAGACACCAGCAGCAACAGAACCACGAGAAGGGAAAUCCUUGAUCAGUAAUCCCCCAAAGUUCAAACCCUUUCGUGCAGUGGAAAUAUUAAUGGUCGGCAACUUUUGUGUAAAAAUUAGUGUCAACUAACAAUAAAGAAAUUUAGGCUUUUACGUUUUCUUGAAAA